Molecule: messenger RNA, 2023 nt
Organism: Leucoraja erinaceus (little skate)
Lineage: Eukaryota; Metazoa; Chordata; Chondrichthyes; Rajiformes; Rajidae
Gene: matcap2
Product: microtubule associated tyrosine carboxypeptidase 2
Exons: 9
Coding region: 223-1740 (505 amino acids)
Source: RefSeq, a predicted model, not a curated record
UGCCUAGGGAACGGCGGCGGGACAGUAGCGAGAGGAACGUGAGAAUGACAGGCGGGGUGUCGGGGGCGCGCGUUAUGGGGCAGCUGGAAACUGCGGCAAUCCUGCAGAGAUAAGGACCACAGCAGACCACCCAGUGGAAGCAGAUAACCCCGAACAGUCUGGUCUACUGCUUGCUUUCUCUGCUCGAAUCCUUCUCGCCAGUCACACAGGAGGUCGCCAGGCAUGCUGGAAUCAAUCCGAGUAACCGAAAAGCUCCGGUGGCCAGGGUUGGAGUUGACCAAAAAAUCGGUGCUGUUGAAUCCCACCGAGAAAAAUGGCAGCAGCUUCCAGGAAGUAUCCACCAGCAUUCUGAAAGAAAUAUUCACGGGAAGCAAUGGCUACAACGUCCUACUGCCAUCGAAGGGGGAGAAGAAGCGCACGUCCUCCAGCCAUCACAAGAAGCACCGGAAGUCGGCCAAACCGUCCGCGGUGUUGCGGUACAAGGAUCGCCGGAACCCCAGUGCCUCUCUCCCGCUGGUCGACGAAGCGUGGUGCCUUGGAAACAGGCAUACGCAACUGCUUGUGGGCAACCUGGUUGCCAGCAGUUCAAAGUUCCCCCUCGGCAUAUCUGUGGUGGGAAGUGGCAUUGGCCUGUCGCAAAGGCCGAAAGGGAAGGUAAAAAGGCUUUACUUCUCCAGCCUGCAGAGAUCGCGGUUGCCGAUCGGAACCGGGAAAGACGGUGAGGUUACCACUCGUAGACUCUGCAUCCUGACCGCCGUUAAGCCGUCGAACGUGGAGAGGGAGAAGGUCAAGUUCUUCAAGUCUGAGUUCACCUACAACCCGCAGUUUGAAUACACAAAUCCAGCCCUGCCCAACAUGCUAGCAAGACACAGCGUUGCCUCCGAGAAAUUCCUUCUGCAGGCUAUCAAGAUAAUGAAAAUGGCCCUUCAGAAAUACGGCAGCUAUGAGAAGUUUGAGCAAGCAACUGGCGGGAACCUGCUCACCAAGAGUCGCAUUUGGUUCUACGUGAAGAAGUACAUGGAGAAAGAGAAUUGCCUUGGUGAUAUUGCCGUCCACUUAACAGAUGAUUUGCUUUCUCGUGCGUCUAUGACGAUAGUGAAUGGACGUCCAACGCUGACCAUCAACGUUUCUACCGCCCGUGAACACUGGCUGGAGGGAAUGCUGAGACAUGAGAUAGGUACCCAUUACAUACGGGGUUUGAACAACAACCUACAACCCUGGAAUAACUGGAAUGGCCGCAGGAAACACGGGCUUAAACCAAUCAACCCAACUGAGGAAGGACUCGCUAGUAUCCACAGUGUGCUGUUCCGCAAGGAUCCCUUCCUCUGGAGAGCAGCUCUGCUCUACUACACAGUGUACCAGGCCAGCCACAUGUCCUUCAGCGAGCUCUUCCUCGACAUUGGGAAAUUUGUGGAAAACCCAAAUACGCGGUGGGAUUACUGUGUGCGGGCCAAACGUGGGCAGACUGACACGUCUCAGCCAGGUUGUUUUAGCAAAGACCAAGUCUACCUGGAUGGCAUCCUUAAAAUUCUGCGACACAGAGACAACAUUGACUUCCAACUAUUAACGGCAUUAGGGAAGAUAUCUCAUGAGGACGUGGACCGCUUGAGGAUUAUUGCCAUCUUGCAGAAUGCACAAAUACCUCACUUCAUGCAAGAUCAACUUCGGUAUAUGGAGCAACUGGACAAGAUCAUGAAAGUGAAUGGGCUGACAGAUAAUGAACUGCAGAUUUUGAUCUGAAAGGAACCGUGACCUUGGCAGAUCGAUCCAGUAACAUCGAUCACCAAAUAGUACUUCAUGACUAGAAACAAAUCUAUAAUCAUUCAGAAUUGGAUACAUGUUUGACUGGCAAUUUGUAUUUGGUCAAGUUCAGAAUUUGUAUUUGAAUUGGUCACUUUGAGGCAUUAGGUAAUUUCUAAUUGAGGUUUGAAGUCUAAAGUUAGUAGAUUAUAUAAAUAUAUUUUACUAUGUUAAAGGUAUUGAGAUGAAAGCUAAUUACGUUUUGUAAAAAAAAAAGGAAAAA